AUGAAGAUUGUGAUUUGUUUAUCUGUUUUAUUAUGGGCACCAUUAAGUGAAGCAUCAUUAUUGAAGUCAGCAUUACCAUUCCCUGAUUGGUUGAGAGAUUUUACUGGUUUAACCGAAUGGCCAGGUUUAGAUCCUCCGUAUAUUCCAUUAGAUUUCAUUAAUUUUGCCGCAAUUGAACCAAGUUCGAACCAUAAAAUUGGAGAAUGUAAUAACAUAUUACCUAAUUCAUGCUCAUUUGAUUGUUCUAAUUGUGUUUCAACAGAAGAUAUUUUCAAUUGUCCGAAAUUAUCACAAACUUUUGAUGAUGGACCAUCAGCAUUCACUUUAAAAUUAAUCAAUAAUUUAAAAACUCCUUCAACUUUCUUCACUUUAGGUACACAAAUAGUCAAAUAUCCUGAAAUUUAUAAACAAGCUAUGGCCAAAGGUAAUGUAAUGGCAUCACAUUCUUGGAGUCAUAAAUAUCUUCCUGAGUUAACUAAUGAAGAAAUAAUUGCACAAAUUGAAUGGAGUGUUUGGGCUAUGAAUGCUACAGGUCAUCAUCUACCUAAAUAUUUUAGACCACCAUAUGGAGGUCUAGAUAAUCGAGUCCGAUCAAUUGUCAAACAAUUUGGUAUGACAAAUGUUUUAUGGAACUUCGAUACUCAUGAUUGGAAAAUUUUAUUAGGACAAAGGAAAGCAUCAGAUAUUUUGAAAGAUAUAACAAACCAUAAAAGUGCAGGUAAUGGAUUAAUUUUAGAACAUGAUCAUAGUUCUCAGACAGUUAAUGUAGGUAUUGAUAUUAAUAAAAUCCUCGACGGUCAGUUAACUGUACCCCAAUGUGUAGGAGGUGUUAAUUAUUUAAGAACCUUUUAA
Messenger RNA from Yamadazyma jaroonii, 852 nucleotides. Lineage: Eukaryota; Fungi; Ascomycota; Pichiomycetes; Serinales; Debaryomycetaceae. The record is from the annotation of a GenBank genome assembly.